This is a messenger RNA of Drepanopeziza brunnea f. sp. 'multigermtubi' MB_m1, 675 nucleotides long. The record is from RefSeq and is a predicted model, not a curated record. Lineage: Eukaryota; Fungi; Ascomycota; Leotiomycetes; Helotiales; Drepanopezizaceae.
AUGUCUGCGGCAGAUGCAAAGAUCGUCAAGACAGAGCCCUUGGACCCCUCCAAGGCCAAAUGGCUCCGAACAAUCCUGGCCUCGCGAAAUAGCACGAUAUACACCGACCCUCUAGGCAAGACACGAACGUGGGAGCACGCGGAGCGGCCUACACGUCCUCAGGGCUCGGACAUUGAUGCUGUAGGCAUUGUUGCAGUCCUCGAGACGGAGUCCGGGAGCGAUUUUGAAGGCGGUGCUGAUAUCUACGCGAGCGAAUCAGGUCCUGAAUUGCUGCUGCAAAAACAGUACCGACCACCGGUUAACAAAGUCUGCAUUGAGGUCCCGGCUGGAUUGGUUGAUGCGGGCGAGACGGCUGAACAAGCUGCGGUUAGAGAGCUGAAGGAAGAGACGGGAUAUGUUGGGGUUGUGAGCGAGUCUAGCCCGGUGAUGUUCAAUGACCCCGGCUUCUGCAACACGAAUCUUCGCAUGGUUCAUGUCACAGUCGACAUGUCCAAGCCUGAGAACAAGAAGCCCCAGCCAGAACUGGAAGGUGGAGAGUUCAUCGAAUGUUUCACGGUCCCGUUGAAGAAGCUCUAUGCUGAGUGCAAGAAUUUAGAAGGGCAGGGCUUUGCUAUUGAUGCUCGAGUUGCUACGCUAGCUGAGGGUAUUGAGAUUGCGAAGCAGUGGAAGCUGUGA